AAUUUAGCGCUCUGUCGACGUGAGGGAUAUUCGUGGCACGUCAUUCUCUGCUGUCGUCGGACAUAAAGGUGCACAAACCUGCCGUUUCUCAGACACUAUGAGACAAUAUUUUGACAUAAGCGUUAUUUUUUCGCGUUCCGCUCUAUUGCGCAUGCCUGGUGGUGGAUAUAGAAUGCUGCCCGACGCCGCUUCGCUCCGUCCUGGCCGUGAUGUAGGAGCGAAAGUGGAGGCAGCGGAGGACUAAAACACUGAAUACAAAAAAAAAAAAAAAAAAAAAAAUGCGUUGGCAAAGUGGCAGCGUGGCGACCAAAGGAUUUGACACGAGAUCCUUCGCGAACUAAGACUGUGGCCCAUAAACUGAAGAAUGUCAGGGACACCAAAUGCAGACGCUGAAGGAGUAGUCUCCAAAGUACAAGUGAAAAAGGAGAUCAAGACAAUCGUGGAGAAUCUGGAAACCAUCCUGGGAGACCUCAAGGAUGUAGCCAAAGAGCUCAAAGAGGUUGUUCACGAGAUCGACACCCUGACUUGUGACCUGCAGUUGGAGGAGGACGGACUGACGGACAGCUCUAAGACGGACACGCUCAACUCCAGCUCGAGCUCCACCACCACCACCACCACCGCUUCCAGCCUGGAGAAGAUGAAGCUCUUCCCCGAUGACUGCUUGUUCAAAACACCCGCGCCCCUCACCCCGGUCCCCGUCAACCCUUCCGGAGUCCUGACUGUACUCAAGAAGCCGCACCCGCCCCUACCGCCUCCGAGACUUACCCCACUGAGAGCCGAGGAUCACAACAUUAAGAAUCUGCCUCAUCCGACAUUAGUACUAUCAGGGAAUAUAUCCAAGGCUAACGGGUCUUUAUUGAGGAACGGCGGAGUUUUCCCACUGAAACCAAGCAGGGAUUUAUUCUCCUCCACACCUUGCUUCAUUUCUAAUGACAGCGGGAUCCCUGAGUCAGGUCUUGUUCCUACAUUGCCCAGGCCCAUGCCACUGCUCCGCCAUGAAAAGAACAAAUGCCCCAAGGCCCCAGGCAGGGAGCCUCGUGAGAGGGAACGUGUGCGUUUCAGUGAAAAGGUCCAGUAUCACGGCUACUGCCCGGACUGUGACCUCCAGUACGAUGUAGACGACACAGAACUACACUUGCAGGCUGAGCUGAACGACCUGAGGCUCAGUCCGGUGCAUUGCUGCUCUUCCUCCUCCCCACCUCCUCCCCACGCUCUUUCUCACGAGCUGAUGUUGGAAAACGGCGGGCUCUCGGUCAGCCACAGUUUCCCGCCGACAACAAACAGUCCUCCGCCUUGUGUGCCUCCUCACACAUCUUCCCUGAAGCCCCAGAAAACAAUCCUACGCAAAUCAACCACCACCACGGUUUGA
This is a messenger RNA of Stegastes partitus (bicolor damselfish), 1369 nucleotides long. RefSeq names its product proline rich 16 (gene prr16). The record is from RefSeq and is a predicted model, not a curated record. The transcript is spliced from 2 exons. Gene Ontology annotation, biological process: positive regulation of cell size; positive regulation of translation. Lineage: Eukaryota; Metazoa; Chordata; Actinopteri; Pomacentridae. Bases 365 to 1369 code for a protein of 334 amino acids.